AGGAGGAGGUCGGGCUGGAACUUGCCGGCUACUGGCGCGGCCGUACCUCAACAGCAUAGGGAUGAGGAGGAGGGGGACCGCCGGCAUGGCCACCCUUCCGAUCGUGGCCGCUGUUACCGUUAUCGCUAUCGUUGCCGCCAGCGCUGCCGGUUCCCUCGCUGUGGCCGCCUCAUCACCCACCGACGACACUUGGGACCGGGACGACGACACAGUGACGACGUACGAUGUGAGCGCAGUACUGGGACGCACGGCGUACCUGCCCUGUGACAUUGAGCCAGCCACGCGGGAGGAUCGCGUUUACAUGGUGCUCUGGUUCCGAGAGACAUCCGUCAAGCCAAUUUACAGCUUCGACGUGCGCGGCCGUGCGGUAGACACGGCGCUCAAUUGGUCGGACACGAACGCGCUGGGUCCCCGGGCUUACUUCAUGCCCUCGAUGAAACCGGCCACCCUGACCCUCUCGGCCGUGCAGAUCAACGAUGAGGGCAUUUACCGCUGCCGCGUCGACUUCAAGAACUCGCCGACCCGCAACUACCAGGUCAAUCUCACUGUGAUCGUUCCGCCGCAUCAGUUGCUCGUUUUCGACAACUCCGGGGCACAGCUCAAGUCCAUCGUCGGGCCUUACAGAGUCGGCGACCAAUUCAGCGUCAAGUGCGAAGUCAGAGGAGGAAAGCCCACGCCCACGGUCAAAUGGUACGCGAACGAGGUGGAGAUGAAGGGCCGGCUUGUGGAGCGCGAGGAGAGGAUAUGGGUGAACGAGCUGAGCGUGCCCCACCUCAAGAGGGAGCACCUCAAUACCACGUACAAAUGCAAGGCGAACAAUACUAAUCUGAUAACGCCCCUCGAGCAGUCCGUUGUUCUCGAUGUCUACCUGGAGCCGACAACCGUGAAAAUCCUGACGAAGCCCGAGAUCAUGGAGGCGUCAAAGGACUACACGAUAGUCUGCGAGGUCGAGGGCUCCCACCCGAGGGCCAACGUCAGCUGGUACGAGGGCACCAGGCCGUUUACCAACGGCAGGGUGAUGGAGAGCACGAGCGACGCGAUGCUGGUCCGUAGCAGUUUGAUGUUCUCGCCGCAGCCGGAGAACCACGGCAAGCAGCUCAAGUGCCGGGGCGAGAAUCCGGCCCUUUCAUCCGCGUACCAGGAGGCCUCCUUCUCCAUGAACGUCGUCUUCCCGCCGAGAGUGCAGCUGGAGCUGGGCAACACCUUGAAAGCCGAGAACAUCAAGGAGAACGACGACGUCUACUUCGAGUGCAAAGUCCAGGCCAAUCCCCAACAUCACAAGAUCACUUGGCGGCACAACAACGAAGUGCUGAUGCAGAACCAGUCGGCCAGAAUAGUAAUAAGCGCCCAGAGCCUCGUGCUGCAGAAAAUCAGCCGCGAGAAUGCCGGAAAUUACACGUGCCUCGCCAGCAACGACAGGGGCGAAACUGCCAGUCCUACGGUCGCCCUUCGUGUCCAGUUUGCCCCGAUCUGCAAGAGCAAGGACGUGACGAUAAUCGGAGCGUCGCUCGACGAGUCGGUGCGGGUGAGGUGCGAGGUAGAUGCCGAUCCGGCGGAGGUCGACUUCACCUGGGACUUCAACAACAGCGGGGAGAUAUUCGAGGUCGAACCGACCAAGGCCCAAGGGAAAAACGGCACUCUCAGCGAGUUGGUGUACACACCGGUGACGGAGCGCGACUACGGCGCCCUGACGUGCUACGGUCGCAACCCCAUCGGCAAACAAGCGGUGGCCUGCGUCUACCAGAUCAUACCGGCCGUCAAGCCCAGCCCCCUGAGCAACUGCACCCUCAAGUCAGCGCUCAACCAGAGCUCGGAGACUAUCGAGGUCGAGUGCGUGCCCGGAUACGACGGUGGACUCAGGCAAGAGUUUCGACUGGAGGUGUACGAGGUGGCCUCGGGUAGGCUGAGACUGAACGUGUCGAGCGUAGCCCCGGAAACACCGAUGUUCCGUAUACCAGUGGUCGAGCUCAUGCCAGCCACGGUGCUCUACCUCGCGGCUUACGCGGCGAACGCCAAGGGCCGCAGCGAAGCUUACCUCAUCGAGGACAUAGCCCUCGGCGACUCGGAGAAGCACACGGAUAGCUCGGUGAGCGUAGUGCCGUUGAUGCUGUUGACCCUGGGCUGCUUGGUGGUACUAGCGUUGACCGUCUUUACGGUCGUGCUGAUGAUGUACAGGCGCAGGGGUACGACCUCGCCGGUUCACAUAGAGCCAUACAUGAAGCAGCCGAUCAUCACUCCCCCGGACUCGCGCAACAACUCGAUGCUCGACGUCACUCGCGGCGAUCACACUUACUUCGUCGAGUACACCCUCAAACAGGUGGCCGAUUACGCCCUCAACAAUCAACCCGACAUCAUACAGUCGCCCCAAGCUGACCAGGAGAAGAUGAAGCGCGAGCCGCAGAUGUUUUUGCCCGUCAGGCCGGACACGCUCUUCGCCCCUUACGACGUUCACAAACAGGGCCUCCAAACAAAUCGAUGCAACCUAAAUCCAUUUUCCGCGAAAUCGUGGGAACCGAUAAGCUACAAGGCAGACCGCAACCUCAUGAAAGAGAUCAUCAUCGCCAACUCCAUACCAGGUCCAGAAAGUUGUGUGUAAAAACAAACAAACAAACAAACAAACAAACAAAUAGUAUUACCGAAUUAUGGUGCUUGUGAUGCCGAUAAUGAAUCUUAAUGGAAACGAAGACGAGCAACGAGUAAGAAGUAAAAGAGGUGACGUACGCGCGUCUUAUACCCAUACUCGAGGCGCGUAUAUAAUAAGCUUAUUGAUGAAGAAAGAAAAUAAUAAUAAAAUAAAGCAGCUCGCGUGACGGGAGCUUGUAAUAAGUAGGUAUAGGCGGCGAGUCAAGACUCAAGACUGCGCUCGCUCGAAAGUCACAUAAUUAUAAAUAUAUAUAUAUAUCUCCGAUGACUGAACGCGCGAGCUGCUGAAUAAAGAAACUUAGAGAUUAUAAGUAUAAAUAAAUUUUAAUAAAUUAAAAAAAAUAAAUAAAAAUAAACAUUGAAAAACUGGACUGAAAUA
Molecule: messenger RNA, 3022 nt
Organism: Copidosoma floridanum
Lineage: Eukaryota; Metazoa; Arthropoda; Insecta; Hymenoptera; Encyrtidae
Gene: side-III
Product: sidestep III
Source: RefSeq, a predicted model, not a curated record